GGUGUUGGAUUUGAUCCAGCUCACUGGGUUCUAAUUUCAGAUUUAGCUGGAAAAAUUAACAACACUGAAGACAAUUGGCCGAGCUGUCUGACAGUCAUGCCAAUCCGGAGUGUGUGGGCGGGUCUCCUCUGCCCCGGUGCUCACGAGGGCAAAGAACGAGCCCAGAGCAGAGUCUGAACAGCUGCCGCGCGAGCGUCCGCUUCUCAGUUUCUUUAUCUUUUCCAGUGAACUCGUUUAUACCCUGGCGCGUGAGCGCUGUUCGCGGUGCUGAAAGCUUCAAAGAGCCGCGAGGAGAGCGGAGGAGAGCGAGCUGUCGACAGAGAUGAGGAGGAAGAAGCUCGCUGUGGCGGGCUUUUUACUCGCCUGGAAACUAGUGCUGUUCCUCAGUGUGGGACAGUGUAAGGAGGUGGACAAUGCUGCUAGGACACGGCAGGUCCCGAUGUCUCCCUCUGACUUUCUGGACAAACUGAUGGGGAGGACAUCUGGAUACGAUGCCAGGAUAAGACCGAACUUUAAAGGUCCUCCAGUCAACGUGUCCUGUAACAUUUUCAUCAACAGCUUUGGCUCCAUUGCUGAAACUACCAUGGACUACCGUGUAAACAUCUUCCUCCGUCAGCAGUGGAACGAUCCCAGGCUCGCCUAUGCUGAAUACCCAGAUGACUCUCUGGACCUGGACCCCUCCAUGUUAGACUCUAUAUGGAAACCAGAUCUCUUCUUUGCGAAUGAGAAGGGGGCCCAUUUUCACGAAGUCACCACAGACAACAAACUGCUCAGGAUAUUCAAGAAUGGGAAUGUUUUGUACUCUAUAAGACUAACAUUAACUCUCUCAUGUCCCAUGGAUCUAAAAAACUUCCCUAUGGAUGUUCAGACCUGUAUCAUGCAGCUAGAGAGCUUUGGUUACACCAUGAAUGACCUGAUCUUUGAAUGGCAGGAGAACGGACCAGUCCAAGUGGCCGAAGGCCUCACGCUCCCACAGUUCAUCCUCAAAGACGAAUCAGACCUCAGAUACUGCACCAAGCACUACAACACAGGUAAAUUUACGUGUAUCGAGGUGCGGUUCCACCUGGAGCGUCAGAUGGGCUACUACCUGAUCCAGAUGUACAUCCCCUCUCUGCUCAUUGUCAUUCUGUCCUGGGUCUCUUUCUGGAUCAACAUGGAUGCCGCCCCGGCCAGAGUGGCUCUGGGCAUCACCACUGUCCUCACCAUGACAACGCAGAGCUCCGGCUCCAGGACGUCACUGCCUAAGGUCUCUUAUGUUAAGGCCAUAGACAUCUGGAUGGCAGUGUGUCUUCUUUUCGUCUUCUCGGCACUGUUGGAGUACGCUGCUGUGAAUUUCGUGUCGAGGCAACAUAAAGAGCUGCUGAGGUUCAGACGACAUCACAAGAGCAAGAGCAAGAACAGUGGAGGUGCAGUUGAUCCAGAGGAGCUUGCUGAUUCUCUCCGUCGUGUUAACGUUGACAACGGCCUCAAACCAGCAGACCCUCUCUAUGGAUCUAUGACCAACAUCCAGACCAGCAACCACAGGGAAGGGGAAGUACAUGAGAGCAGACUGACCUCCACCGCCGCCGUGACCUCCACUCCCAGCAACAGCAAGGACUCGAAGGCCAGCGCCAACAACGCUGUCGCUGUGCUGAAUGCCACAGCAAACACUACCCAGAAUCCACCUGGGGUGGCAACAGGUGGAGGGGGUAAAAGUACGGAAGAGAUGAGGAAAAUAUUUAUCGACAGAGCGAAAAAGAUUGACACUGUGUCGAGGGCCGGCUUCCCUCUCGCCUUUCUCUUCUUCAACAUAUUCUACUGGGUUCUUUAUAAGAUACUCCGACAUGAAGAUGUACAUAAGCAGUAGAGAGAGAGAGAAAGAUUAUACAUGUACAGUAUGUGGGCGUGCACGCACACAAACACACACACAUCCUUGUACUGCUUUUCAGACAUGAGGACACUUCACUGACUACCUUUAAUUCCCCGUCCUGUCACCUGAUCUGAAGUGUUCAGGGUUUCUCUUCUGAUUCUGACGACAAACAACGUACAGAAGGGUCAGAGUCCUACCUGACUCAGCAAGUGUUUUUAGUUUCUGUUACACAAUGAAGAAUGACAAAUGAUCUGUACAGUUUUUCACGAAUCACUGACGUCUUGAGCAGAGAUUCAUAGAUGGGGAAAACACACAUGUUGUGUCACAGGCUUCAUACAGCUGGUGUUACCAUGCGUGCCCAGACACAGACACAAAAACACAGACAUCACAUCUAAAUGAAGCUAUACUCUAAAUGUGUAUCUGUUGUGUAGACAGCUGACGUUACAUUUCUAUUUUUCAGUUUCAGUAUUAUUCAUUCAUAACUAGGGCAGCGAUCAUCUCCGUCAGUCAGAGCUGACUACAGUCAGUGUGUGGAUGUGUUACAUUGACCGGACUGUGCAUGCAACACAAAGUUUGGUGAAGAUCAAGUUAACUCAGCUCUCAUCAUUAUUUAGCUAACUAGUGUAUCGGUCAAUUCACAGUGAUGAAACCAGUAAAUCGAGGUCCGCACAUGGCGGGUGGAACCACUUCAAGUCACGAGCCACAGAAGAGACACCCAAACUGAAAUGUGCUAAUGUGGUGCAGCUAAGCUCGACCUCCCGGUAAAGAAGCAGAGCUGAGAUCAGAAGUCUAAUUAAAUUCCCAUUCCCAUUCAAUUGCCAUGGACAGACCUCCCAGAGUGCUUCAAUAAAACAAACCAUGUGCUGCACCACCAAGGUGUGACAAACAGUGGAGAGGAUUACUGACGUCACUCAUGUAAGGAACACUGAGUCAUGAAGGCCAGUUACUAUAAGAGUUACUAUUUCUUCACUUACUGGAACCAGGACAUUACCAAGUGUGUAAAGUGUGAUCGAAUCAGAGCUGUGUACUAUUAAUGCUUACACAAUCACGUGUCAAAACACCACCCAUGACAGGCGGCACCGUCACUUAUACUUCCAAGAUGAUUAUGAGUGUAUGACACACAAGUUUCACUCAACAUGAGAGAUGAGAGUUUGUCCUGAGCAGCUGACACUUCAACCAGUUGCUCAAGCUUGAAUGUGCUCUGUUGUUAAUGUGACCAAAGUGACUGAUCAAUCACCAUCCUCACUUUUCUGAUGGUAGUCAGGAAAAUCAAUUAAGUCAACAUUUUUUUAAAUGAUGUAUCGGAUCCCUUUAAAAGUACAAAGACUGAAGAUGCCAUUUCAAUUGACAGCAGGUUGUGUGUAGUUCAGUUCCUCGUGCUGUGCUCUCCUUCCCUGAAACUGUUACUGUGAGACAUCCGCCCUGACCUGGGGCUUUUCAAUCCUUUAAACACUGUGACAGACAGAAGACACAGUCCUCUCCUCCCUUCACACACAGUGGACAGAUGAAGACCUCCAGAUGUGGGAAAACAAGUACAGAGGAAUUUCAUUUUAAAAAAAAUAGACCAUGAUCACAGACUACAAUCAUGCUUUGAUCAAUCAAUGCUGUUGUAACAAUGAACAGAGUGAAGACGGAGAGGACAACUCACACACACACACACACACAAAUUACACACUGUUUCACCUACUCGUGUCUUACAGCUCAGCUGCCAAUGUUGUAGUUUUGUCCCUCACCCUCCACCCGACACCCUCCACCAACACUACUGUAUUUUACAUUGAUUCCUCAUUGACACUGACUCAUGCUACAUUUCCUGUGACACACCACCAUCACACACGCUCACACUUUCAGCCUGAAAUGAAAGUUCAUCACUUUUAUAUCCAAAGCACAGAGAGCAAUUCAACUCAAAACCACUUUGUGUUUUUGUCCACAAAACUCUGAUGAGCCGCUGUGACGUUCAGGCUCUUAACUCUACACGUUAAUGUUGUUUUGUGUAGAUGAGAGAGAAGUACAGCUGAUUGUUUUUGUGUUUCUGAGCAGCCUGUCUCCUGCAAAUUACAUUCAUAUGCAGCUAUUUUGCAUUAGCUAUUUACAUUUUGGAGUGAACCCAGAGCUAGAGGAAACAAAGAAGGCAUUAUGUUUCACAUGCAGUACUAUUGUGGAAAGUGAGUGCGCAGUAAAAAAGGAAGUGUAGGAGGAAGUGAUGUGUGACUGAUGCCUUGUCUCAUUAUUAUUAUCAUUAUUUAUUAUUAUUCAGCUAUUGUAAUUAGUAAAUCUGAAAAAAACGUGGUGUAAUAUAUUUUAUGGUUACACAAUCUAUUCUUGUUGCUUGAUGUAACCUUGACCCUGGAGGACUCUAUUCACUGGAUCCCAUUGUGUUGUUAACAUCAGCAGAGACAGACUGAUUGUGGAGGCGCUGUCUUUCUAGUGUCUUUCAUGAGUUAACUUUAGAUUAGAUUACAGUUAAUGCCCUGCCAAACAUUUCUGAAAGCAUGCUGUAGUCUUUAUUUGGGGGCCUAGCAGUUUACGCCUCAAUCGAAUUCUAUGGCAACCCCUAGAACGCUAUGGUGCAAAAGUUUUAAACUUGGCACACGUAUUGAGGACAGUCCCAUGGUCAACCUCAAGAAUUAUCAUGCCUGUACAGUCAACUCUCUAGUGCCACCAACAUGUCAAAGUUUGAAGUGCAUUCAGCUUCAUAACUUUGGACCCGUUGAUUUAAAUUUCACAAAUGAGGUACUGUUGGAGGUACCGUUGGGAUCCUUGGAUCAAGACGAGUUCAACGAACCCUAUGACGCCAGUUUGUCUGAUUUCCAUGAGACUUGACACAUAGAAUCUUCAGACCAAGCCCCACAAAAGUUAUCAUGUGGAUUUUUUAAUUUCUGUAGCAGCUAAUCAAACUCAGCGGCAACAACACCAAACAGGAAGUGAGGCCAUAUCUCGGCAACAGUUUGAUGCUUUGACUUCAAACUUCCAACACAGACUCAUGACCACUUCUUUGAGAGGCCCAAGAAUUUGGGGUGGGGCGCCAUAAGUUAGCUAUAGCUAUAAGUAGCAAAAAUGCAUUUUUGCACAUAUCUUCAUAUUUCUUUAGACUUAAACCUUAAUUCCAGUGUUGAUUGAUACACUCAGACAUCCCAGCACAGUUGUUAGAGGACUGUGUAAUACAUGCAUACAAAUCUUUUUUAAUUAGUUUAAUUUUGUCAAAAACAAGCUUAUGAUGAUUACCGAUUUACAUGAAACCGUUUUGCCGCCAAACAGGAAGUAAGCCAAUAUCUCUGCCGUGCAUUGAUGUGCAUGAUGUAUAUCCAUAUGAAAUCAACAUGUGACAGCGAUAGUCUCUGUUUCAGGCCUCUGCAAGUCUAUUUACAUUCCACUCUGAAAGUUAUCGCUGUCUCCAAAUGACAAUCGCACUCAAACAUCUAAAAUUCUGAAUGCACACAACUUCUGGGCUCAAAUUUGCAGAAACACGGCUACUGUGUGCCCAUUUCCUGCUGUGUGACAGCAAAAAUUUGUUUUUUCCCUGACCCAGGAUCUGUGUGAGCCUCGUGGCUGCUUUAUGCUCUGUCCUCAAAAACCCAUAUCCUCUAAUAACUGACCAGUGUUUCCAGUUAGUGGUGAUGGUCUAAGACUAAGCUCAUUAAGGUGCAUUCUAAAUGGACACACACAGUUCACUGGUCUUUUUGCAUGUUUUACUAUUUCACAUCCUCUUUAGGCCAUAAAGAAGUUUUCAGAAGUGAAGUUGCAUUUACAUCUUUGCUAAGAUAACACACAUCUGUCUUUGUGGCCGAUGUGUAUUAUCUUGUGAUCUUGCAGCAUAGCAGAAACAAUGUUUACUGUGACGGCUCAUCCAAACCACACAAGUUUAUUUUCCCUUGUACGGCAUUCUUUUGAGAAAUGGUUGACAUUUCUGUAAAUCAUCACACAUUUCUCCUGAACGGACUAAAACGUACAGGAGUUAUCUAUCAGAGUAAAAUAAGUAACAGGCCAGCUUAUUGAAUGGCUGCAGUGUUCUCCAAGUUCAGCUUCCAGUGUUUCCUGGAAGGAUGUUAACAUGUUAACAUGAGGCCUUGCUGUGCACUCCUCGUGUGUUAUAUUUACACCACUCCCCAGAAAUAUUAGUAUGCCUCUAAUGAAAACAACUCCUUGUUGUUCCCAUUUCGGCAGGACAUUUGUGCUGCUAAGCUGAAAUGCUACCAAGGACUGCAUCGAAAACUGCAUGGAGAUGUUUCACAUUUAACAGCCUGUUCAUUGACUUUGUUACAUAGUAAAUAUAGCAGCCAUUCAUUUGAUUUGAAUUAUACAGAUGUGUCCAUAUUUUAUAUUACACAUUAGCAUACAUGUGUAUUAUAUACAGGACGGUACUUUUUGUUAGACAGACAGUCCAUGUAAUAUUGUUUAACACUGCGUUCUUUAGAAUUCCAGUUAAACUUCAUCAUCAUUCACUUUUUGUAGCUGUGUUCAUAUUCGGUCAAUCAAGCAGAUCCUGUAUGCUUUUUUUUCUUUUUUCACUGUACUUUAUUUUGAAAAGUCUGGACUUCAUUACUGCAAGAGCAAUACAAAUCUUUUUUUAUGUGAUUUUUUUUACUGCAGAUCAGUGGCUGAUGAUGGUUUGUUGUUAAUGCACUAAAAAUGAAGCAUGAGAGGCACAGUUCUUACACCCUGUAAAGCUCCUGUAAAGCUCCUGUAAAGGCACUUCACUCAGGCAGGUGGUUUUGCUCACCUUGCCUCAGGACUGUGUGGACAUGUUCAGACUGUGUUUGACUGCUCCUGGUUUUGUUGCACCUGUUUACAAUGGAAAACAGUAAACCCCCAAUCAGUCUGAUCAGUGCGACACGUGCAGCAUUUAUGUGCUGCAGGCAGAGUGGCUGCAACCGAGGCCCUCUGUCAGAGUGUUGGGCAGAGAACAGCUGUCGGGACUGACACAGGACGCCACCUCAAACAUACACCUGUGAUCAAGAGGAACUUGUGAAGUUAUAAAUGGUGUCAUUUGCUAUACAUUCCCUAAAUAAAGGUAAAGGCUUCUCGGUUUUUUGCUAUACUAGAUGUACAUUUCUAUGGUUGGUCAAAGAUGAAUACUUUUAUACAAAAAAAAAGUUUUAAAAGAUUUUAAAACUUACAUUAUUAUUGUAUCAGUCAUAACACUGUGUGCUGACAUUGUGCUUUUUGUCCAUGUGUUCUUUUUGUAGCCGUUGAAGGAAAAAGGGAUAAGAGACAGAAGAGUCACAGUGUUACAUGAACAUGCCUUCAGUGCUGCUUUCACACAAAGAUUUCAUUCUGGCGAUGACGCCAUGCACUGAUAUUCACUGGAUUUCCACUGCUGAGUUUUUAAUAUGCUGUAUGUAGAAGAUAUAUAAAAACAUUUCACAAUGUGUAAUCUGAGCCAUGAAUUUGUUGUUUGCUUUGUAUUUAUAUUCGCAUUGUGCUUCAAACGUGGUCAAAAUGAGUUUAUGGAGAAUAUUUUGUUCAAUUGUUUUCAUAUCACAAGUCUCACUGCAGUGUCAUGGGAAGCCUGGCUGAAGCCAGCUGAACUGUGUUCUGUAACCAAAAUGUCACAUCACACACACCUCUGCUGUUGAAAGUCCUCUGAGUCACAUAUCUGUCAAAACACAACACGACAAAGUUAAUUAUAUACUGUAUGUUGACGUAAUGUUCAUGAAAACAGAGACAAACCCCUUGUGUGUUUGUUGAGUACAGAGUUGAGAGCACACACACUAUUUUUUGUAAAAUAAGAUGUGCAUAUUUUACAUUGUUCAAAUUAAAUUCUAUUGGAUUACAAUAAAACUGGUAGCCACUUCUUAAUGUCGACUGUCUGUCUGUCCUCUCCUGUCUCUCAGUCACACAAUCAGAGACACACUGGAUGCAGCAGGCCUUUGAUGAUUGACUGGACGUGACCUAACAUAACAGA
Larimichthys crocea (large yellow croaker) is the source of this 7751-nucleotide messenger RNA. It is a transcript of the gene glra3, whose product is annotated as glycine receptor, alpha 3. Lineage: Eukaryota; Metazoa; Chordata; Actinopteri; Sciaenidae. The transcript has 11 exons. Gene Ontology annotation, biological process: monoatomic ion transmembrane transport. Gene Ontology annotation, molecular function: glycine binding; transmitter-gated monoatomic ion channel activity; transmembrane signaling receptor activity. The coding region runs from base 323 to 1846 and encodes 507 amino acids. The record is from RefSeq and is a predicted model, not a curated record. Gene Ontology annotation, cellular component: plasma membrane.